Glossina fuscipes is the source of this 1431-nucleotide messenger RNA. RefSeq names its product PHD finger protein 7-like. The record is from RefSeq and is a predicted model, not a curated record. NCBI's taxonomy places the organism in Eukaryota, Metazoa, Arthropoda, Insecta, Diptera, Glossinidae. The coding region runs from base 1 to 1431 and encodes 476 amino acids. Gene Ontology annotation, cellular component: nucleus. The transcript is spliced from 2 exons.
AUGGCUCAUUGGAAAAAGGAAAAUCAGUGCAGCAUGUGUAAACAAACUUCCAGCAUUGAAGGUGAUGAUGUACUAAUAUUUGGCGAGUGGAUGACCAGCAAAGACUUAACGAUACAUUAUUACUGCCUAUUGUUAUCCACUAAUAUACCUCAGAACGGCAAUGAUGCCUCCGGUAUUUUGGGUUUCCUAUUUCGUGAUAUACGUAGAGAAAUUGCGGAGGCUACUAAACGAAUAUGCAAAUAUUGCUCAAAGUCUAGCGCCACAAUAGGCUGUAAAAUAUGCAAGGAAUAUUUUCAUAUAACUUGUGGUCAUCUUAACGAAUGUUUAUUUCAAUUUGUGGGAGAAUUUAAUUCAUAUUGCCACGCUUGUCUGCCUUUAAAUGAUUACCAACAACAAUUGAUGAAUUCCAAAUGUUCCGGCGAUCAUACUGUGUGUUUUAUCUGCACUAAGCGUAUGUACAAUUAUCAUCCUAAAAAUUGGAUUUAUGCGGAGUGCUGUAAAAAUGGGUUUGUUCACAACUUAUGCAUGCAAAAAUACGCCUUAAGCGCUGGCUACUAUUUGAAAUGCAUUUGGUGUAAGGACGGGGAAUUUCGAGAUGCGGUAAAGCUGCAGGGCAUAUUUGUGCCGGAUCGUGAUGCAAAGUGGGAGCUUGAGCCGAAUGCCUACAAAGAUUUGCAUUGCGGUUACAAUCGUUGUGACAUGAAAAAAUGCAAAUGUCCUAGAGGGCGCGAAUACGUAGAAUACAUAGAAGGACGCAAGUGGUUUUUGAGCCUAUGCAAGCUUUGUGGUUCAUUUGGUGCUCAUAAUCCGACUUGCAUACCCGGAUUCGAAAGUUCCAAAGAAAAGGUUGAAGACUUCAAAUGCGAUAUGUGCUUGGCCAUCGAACGUUCCCUCGACCUAACAUCUAAUACAGGAGAAACUGUUAACGAAUUGUUUGAUACAAGUCUCUAUAUAAACAAAACUCGAAUUAAACCACAGUCGCCAUUUCUGUUACAUGAAAAUGCAGAAUUUUCAGACGAGAGCACGUCUUCGAUGGUUACGGUUAUACUCUCUCAAAAGACAAAGAGAAAAAACGUUCCUGUUGUAGUAACAGACUCAAAUGGUUUAGUUGAUAACAUUGAGGAACCUGUACAAGCUUUAACAUCGGGCACGGAUAGGCUCUGUGGCGAAACUUACGACGAGAGUGUCGAAAUGCGUGCUGAUGAAAUGCAGUUAGAUGAUGGAUUCCUAAUCUUUGAUAUGUACGAAUUCACUGAUUCUCUCGAUUGCUCGGCCAAAGUUAAAGUUAAAGUGAAACUUAAUGAUGCACGUUUUGCUGGCAAAACGCUAGACGAAAUAAAACGUAGUAAUAACUUAAUUAAUAUGGAAGAUAUUGUUGAGCGCAAUAAACAAUUUUACGUCACAUUUCUGGACUUAUGCGAAGUGGCUUAA